AUGAUGCUAAACCAUCAAGCUUGUUGCUCAAGUUAUGAUUCUCAACCUCAUUCAGGCCACCUCCAGCCAAAGUCGACAUCCCUGCAUUCCCAGUCAAGCCUUUCAUCAAUUCCUUCCCUAACUUCACAACACAAAUAUCCUCCUACCAGCCAUCAAUAUCAAUGCAUAGCCACUCUUAGGAACCACAACUCCUACAUAUCCUCUCUUGCUCUUGCCGGGAAAUUCAUCUGCACCGGCUCUUCGGACAAAGAAAUUCGAUUGUGGGAGCGCAAUGCUUUAAGCUCCGAACCCAAUCAAGAAAAUCAAACUGAUAAAAUGGUAUUAGCUGGUAAGGGUGCCGUGAAAUCCCUCGUAGUUUUAGCUGAUAAAAUCUUCAGUGCUCACCAAGAUCAGAAAAUCCGAGUAUGGAAAAUUGAUGACCAUAAGUACUUCAUGCGCUUGGCCACACUCCCAACACUAAGUGACCGCGCCCACAAACUUCUAAUACCCAAUAACUAUGUGCAGGUCCGGCGCCACAAGAAAUGCACAUGGGUUCAUCACGUUGACGCAGUGUCAGCACUCGCCCUGUCAAAGGAUGAGUCCCUACUUUACUCCGUUUCAUGGGAUCGGACGCUCAAAAUUUGGAGGACAACGGACUUCAAAUGCUUGGAGUCAAUAAGGAACGCUCACGAUGAUGCAAUAAACGCGGUCGCAUUAUCUAGUGAUGGAGAUGUUUACACCGGAUCAGCUGACAAGAAAAUCAAGGCGUGGAGGAAAAGCUUAGGAGAAAAGAAGCAUUUUCUGGUUGCUACACUAGAGGAACAUAAAUCAGGGGUCAACGCGCUGGCAUUGAGCGCCGAUGAUUCUGUGUUGUACUCCGGUGCAUGUGACAGGUCGAUAGUGGUUUGGGAGAAAGAUGACAGUGGCAACAUGGUGGUCAUGGGUGCGCUUAGGGGACACACCAAGGCCAUAUUGUGCUUGGCUGUAGUGUCCAAUUUGGUAUGCAGUGGUUCAGCAGAUAAAACAGUUAGGAUUUGGGCAGGUGUGGAGAAAUGCUACUCUUGCUUGGCAGUUUUGGAGGGGCACAAAGGCCCAGUCAAGUGCUUGACGGCAGCAAGUGAUCGUUCCAAUCCGUCCGAUACAUCAUCUUCAUAUCUCAUCUACAGCAGCAGUUUGGACUGUGACCUCAAGGUCUGGCAGAUUUUGGUCCCUCUUCUUUAGAUGACUACUUCUUCUAGUUCUUCUUUUUGCAGUUUUGUGCAUAGGUUCACAAGAAGAAUUUAUAUUUCCAGAAAUUUCUUUUGGAGUGCUUUCAAUGUGAAUUUUCUUUUAAUUUCCUCAAUUGGGGUUGUAGUAGGGCUACUACUAUGCUAAUAACAUAGUUGGACAACUCUGACUGAUUUAUGUGA
This is a messenger RNA of Cornus florida, 1388 nucleotides long. RefSeq names its product protein JINGUBANG. Lineage: Eukaryota; Viridiplantae; Streptophyta; Magnoliopsida; Cornales; Cornaceae. Gene Ontology annotation, molecular function: protein binding. The record is from RefSeq and is a predicted model, not a curated record. The transcript has a single exon. Bases 1 to 1200 code for a protein of 399 amino acids.